AUGGAAUCUCAACAAGAACUCGUUACCCUCAAAGUUGAUCACCUUCUCAAGCUUAAAGCUGCGAAAAAUUUUUAUGAGAAUUCACAGCCAAUUACCUCUUUAGACUUUGAUAACACAGGCGAGUUUUGCGUAACUGCUUCAGCCGAUGAUUCGAUUAAUCUUUACAAUUGCCUUCAAGGAAG
Molecule: messenger RNA, 182 nt
Organism: Scutellospora calospora
Lineage: Eukaryota; Fungi; Glomeromycota; Glomeromycetes; Diversisporales; Gigasporaceae
Source: the annotation of a GenBank genome assembly